Penicillium canescens is the source of this 675-nucleotide messenger RNA. RefSeq names its product EXPERA domain-containing protein. The transcript has 4 exons. The record is from RefSeq and is a predicted model, not a curated record. Gene Ontology annotation, cellular component: endoplasmic reticulum; membrane. NCBI's taxonomy places the organism in Eukaryota, Fungi, Ascomycota, Eurotiomycetes, Eurotiales, Aspergillaceae. The coding region runs from base 1 to 675 and encodes 224 amino acids. Gene Ontology annotation, molecular function: cholestenol delta-isomerase activity; C-8 sterol isomerase activity; steroid Delta-isomerase activity. Gene Ontology annotation, biological process: sterol biosynthetic process.
AUGAAUUCAACCCCGAUAUCCCACAACUACUAUCCACCCUGGAUCACCCUACCCCAUUAUACUCCCAAUGAAAGCACAGUGAUUUCACUAAUCACUCGCUUUGGUCUCCAAUGGGGGUUUGUUCUCAGCGCCUCGUUCUUCCUCAUAGGUCGUCUACGGCCGACAGCGAGCUUGUCGGAUCGGAUUGCGUUUACUUGGAUGUGUUUGACGGGAUUCAUCCACCUAUUCUUCGAAGCCCACUUCGUCAUCAACCAUAAAACCCUUGCCGGUGGCCAAGCUCUGUUUUCCCAGCUAUGGAAGGAAUACUCGCUUUCUGAUUCGCGGUAUUUGACGUCCGAUGCGUUUUUGGUUUCUAUGGAGGCUGUUACUGCGUUUGCAUGGGGUCCCCUAGCCUUCUUAAUUGCAUACUGCAUCGCUGUACAACAUCCAAUCCGACAUGCUUUGCAAAUAAUCAUCUCGACCGGCCAGGUUUACGGUGACGUGCUUUACUAUGCCACCAGCUUGCUGGAUGAAUCGUAUUGUCGACCGGAAGGGUAUUACUUCUGGUUUUAUUAUUUCUUUUUUAAUUUUAUUUGGAUGGUUGUUGGUUGUUAUUAUGUUAAAGAGAGUGUUGUUGAGAUUUGGAGGGCGUUUGAGAAGCUUCAGGCUUUUGAGAUUGAGAGGAAAAAAGAUUGA